Bipolaris maydis ATCC 48331 is the source of this 1620-nucleotide messenger RNA. Its product is annotated as glycoside hydrolase. The record is from RefSeq and is a predicted model, not a curated record. NCBI's taxonomy places the organism in Eukaryota, Fungi, Ascomycota, Dothideomycetes, Pleosporales, Pleosporaceae.
AUGGCCUACCUAAGGAUCGCCACUGUCUCAAUUGCAGUAACCACUGCCUACGCAUUGCCCACCAAGGAUAGUACGCAGACUUCGAGUUUGAUUGUUCCAAAAACAGCAGUAGGGGCUUCAAUUCCACACACGAAUUCUUUUGCUUCAUUCUCCUUUGAGCCUGCAUUCUGGGUCGACUUUUUCGGGAAUGCCAGCAAUCCAAAUCAGCUUACAUUCAAGGCACUGGACAGAAUCCAUGAGCAUGGAGGACGACCAGUCAUACGGCCUGGUGGCAUCACCAUGGACAGUAUGAUAUUUGAUCCAAAUGGGGGCGAUGUGGUGCGUACAACCAGCCCAACGGGUGGAGUCUGGAGAACGACUGUCGGACCUGGGUACUACAAGAGCUGGUCCAAUUUCCCUGAAGGAACAAAGUUCGUAUCUACGCUCAACUUCGGCAACGAAAGUCUAGAGAUUGCCACGGGUCUAGCUGUCGCUUCAUUGACAUAUCAACCCGACAAGGUCGCCUACCUUGAACUCGGCAACGAACCCACAAACUACAACAGGAACCGAUGGAAUCUUUCUACCCAAGCUUACGUGAAGCAAUGGAAGGAAUACACAGCAAGCAUAGACACCGCUGUAAACACUCUAAACACCUCAACCCUCCCCCAAGACCGCUGGUGGGCCUCCUCCGCCACAACCGACAACUCAGGCCUCGAAGUCCGCCCCGCCGCCCUCAUUCCCGCAGGCAUAAACUCCGCCCACCAAGUCAACACCUACUCGAUCCACUCGUACGCCUUCUCGACCUGCGACCCCAAGCGCGCCGCCCUCGCCACCAUCAAAAACAUCCUCAACCACACCGAGCUGACGCGCUACUGCGACUCUGAAAUCUACCCCUCUGCCCUCGCCGCCCUCAACGCAAACAGCAGCUGGAGCAUCGGCGAAUUCAACUCCGUCUCAUGCUCGGGCGCCCCCAACGUCACCGACACCUUCGCCCAGGCCCUCUGGGUCGUAGACUCGGAACUCCUCUACGCCACGCGCAACGCAACCUCGACCUUCCUGCACCAGGGCGCCACGCUCGCCCUGCAGUCCAACGAGCAGGUGAAUACGCCAGGCAAAAAUGGUAGUCCGGGGUUUAGCACGUAUUCGAUGCUUUAUCCGCGCGAUAGCGAGCUUAGGGGCCCCGCGCGCACGCUGCCGUCGUUCCUCGCGCAGUUGUUUAUGGCGGAGGCGUUUGCGGUGGCGGGGACGAGGGUGAGGGCGCUGCAGGCGCCUGAGGGCGUGGAUGCGGAGCGGUUUGCCGCGUAUGCGUUUUAUGUGGCGGAUAAGGUGGCCAAGGUUGCGUUGGUGAAUAUGAAUCCCUUCUAUGCUAAUUCUACGGCGGAUUUUACAGUGACGGUUGGGUUGGGGGGUGUGCUGGAGGAAGAGGAAGAGGAGAGUAAGCGGGUUGUGAGGGUGAAGAGGAUGACGGCGCCGUUUGUGGAUAGUAAGGAUAAUAAGGUGGCGACGUGGGCGGGGCAGUCGUUUCCGCAGGGCGAGGCGGUGGGGAAGAUGGAUAUUGAGGUUGUGGAAGAUGGAGUGGUUAGUGUGAGGGGGAGUGAGGCGGUAUUGGUGUUUUUCGAUGAGGAUGUGUAUGGGGUGUAG